This is a messenger RNA of Peromyscus eremicus (cactus mouse), 996 nucleotides long. RefSeq names its product LEM domain containing 1 (gene Lemd1). The transcript is spliced from 6 exons. Bases 117 to 806 code for a protein of 229 amino acids. Lineage: Eukaryota; Metazoa; Chordata; Mammalia; Rodentia; Cricetidae. The record is from RefSeq and is a predicted model, not a curated record.
GGACAGUUGCCCAUGGCAACCCCUGGGUGAGACUCACCCAGCCCUGGUAACCAGCUUGACUGCAUAGACUUCAGACAACCAUGUGAAGGGGAGUCAGAGGCCAAAUUUCCGUCACCAUGGUGGAUGUGCAGUGUCUGAGUGACUAUGAGUUACAUAAGCAACUGAAGAAGCUUGGAUUUUCAUCUGGCCCAAUACUACCUUCCACCAGAAAAAUGUAUGAAAAAAAGUUAGUACAAUUGUUGGUCUCACCUCCCUGUGAAUUACCUCUCAUGAAGAGACCCCAAAAGCCUCCCUGUGAACUACUUGUCAUGAAGAGACCCAAAAAGCCUCCCUGUGAACUACCUGUCAUGAAGAGACCCAAAAAGCUGCAUGGAUUUGAGGACAGCGAUGACAGUGAAGAUCCAGCAGUAAAUAUCGUUUUGAAAGGAAAUAUCAAAUUCUCGAAAGACAAAGGCAAGGGAUGUAAAAAAAAACCCGAGGCUUCUCCUAGUAAAAGAGGGACCUUAGACAUCUACCUGAGCCAGAAACCCACCAAGGGAGUCAGGUGUGCUGCAAGACUAAUUCCGAGGAUCCAGCAUGGGUGCUUUACCAAAGAGGAUUCCUGCCAAGGGAACCAGAGCCCAGGGACCAGGUUCCUGUGCCAGAACCCUGGGAACAGCAUCCCGUGCCGGAACCCUGGGAACAGCAUCCCGUGCCAGAACCCUGGGAACAGCAUCCCAUGGAGCUUGAAGCUGGCCAUCCUUGGCAUUUUCAUCAUUGUGUUGUUCGUCUAUAUAACCGUGGAAAAGAAGCCACUCUUGCGUUAAACCCUUUCGGGGCAAAGCAGAAGGGCCAUGGCUACAGCCAGGCAGCCCCCGCACCCCUCUGCCCCGUGCGCUCCCUGCCCUGUACUGGCUCUCCAGGCCGCGUGUGGGUUCAGCUAGGUAGAGGAGCAAGGGCUGUGUGCAUGAUGGUCUGUAAGUCAAGUAAGCCAUCAUUAAAUGUGCUAACACAUCA